Molecule: messenger RNA, 4069 nt
Organism: Argiope bruennichi
Lineage: Eukaryota; Metazoa; Arthropoda; Arachnida; Araneae; Araneidae
Gene: frtz
Product: WD repeat-containing and planar cell polarity effector protein fritz homolog
Exons: 3
Coding region: 474-3092 (872 amino acids)
Biological process (GO): establishment of protein localization; nervous system development; cilium organization
Cellular component (GO): axonemal basal plate
Molecular function (GO): protein binding
Source: RefSeq, a predicted model, not a curated record
GCAAUUUUUUUUUCUUAUUUUUUUAUUGUAGUUAAGACCGACAACAGAAUAGAAUACAAUAAUAAGGCGAAAACAAAUAGAUAAAUGCAUGCGUCAUCUUAUUACAUCACUUCCGAUCAAAACCAAGUUUUUGAACUGAUUUUUAUUAAACUUUUACUGUUUUGUUUAUAUUUAUCAAAGGAAUAGACACAUUAUAAUUGCUAAAACGUGGACAUUCCAUAUCCAACCUACAGAAGUUUGCAGACCUAUUUGAAAAAUGUACUUGAGUGGUGAUUUCCAAGACAAAAUAUCAAGCACAUAUUAUAUGCUUUUUAUGUGAAAUGCGAAUAUCUGUGUUAUGGAUAUUUAACUAUCAUUCAAGUCUAUUUUCAAAUUAAAGUUGAGAAAUGUGGCACAACACAGUAAAAGGAGGAAUCACAUGAAUUAUCCAUUGACCUUUUAUAUGAUAUUAUGAAUUGGUUUUGCAGUUGAAAAUGACUUCACUCUUGACAUCUUUAUAUUUGUUGAGUUUUAAGCAGGCUGAAACAGCUCAUAGUUCGGAUUUAGAUUGUGUAAAAUUUUCUAGCAAAAGUGUGUGUACACAGGGUUUGUAUGCUGAUGCCAAAAAUGAAUUCAUUCGAAGUAGAUGUAGUGAUUAUAAGCAACAGUGGGGUUGGAAGAAAAACCUGAAAUCAAUUGACAAAUUGUUUAAAUCUUAUAAAUCGAUAUUUUUAUCCUGGGAGUUAAAUCAACCAUUAUUGAUUCUUUUUAGUAAUGGAUCAAUUGUUUGUAUAGAAUUUAACAAUGAAGGAAAUACUUUAAAAAAUGUUGAAAUUGAUAAUAAUUUAUGUGGAAAACUUUUACCCAGUCGAGUAGUUGAUGCCUGUAUUUGCCAAAAUUAUAUAUUUGUCACUUAUUCAGAACCAAAAUUAACUGUAAUUCAUGUUAAUAAGGAAUCAACGUCAUUUUCUGCAAAAAUUUUAGGCAAAAAGAAAGGGAAAUUGAUUGGUUCUGACCCUAAGAUUUCUCAUAUUGAUCUUAUUGGUCCUUCUAGCAAAAACUUGGAGAGAAAACUUUCUCUCAACUUUUAUAAAGAUCAUCUGUUGAUUUGGUGGCGAUUUACUGGCACAGAUGUGUGGCCAUGGACCCCAGUUUCAUAUGCGGCUGAUCGAAUAAAUAUGCUAAUUUAUUCAUUGAAUGAAGGUAUUGAAAUAUUAUGCACAAUAAAAGUGCAUGGUGAGCUUAUUAAUGCCAAAUACAGUGCAUGUAAUUCGAAUCAAAUUCUUACACUUGUGGAAGUGAAAACAGAGAAAGGUAAUAGCAUUAAUGUGUCUGUUUAUGAAAUUAUCAAAGACCAGUGCCAUCAUGCAUCUGUAAUGCAACUGCCUCUACAAGGAAAAGUGACUUCUUUUGACUGGAGUUCUACGGACAAGCUGCUUGUUUCAGAUUCGAAUAAUUUUCUUUUGAUUUAUGACUUAAAAAAGAAGACAUCUAUUGUAACUAAUCUUUUGUUCACUCCACAGCUUAUUCUUUGGCAUCCUCAGGACUGUAUUGCAUUGGUGACUAGCACAACUGGUCAGAUUCAGUGUUUUGAUGCUGCUUUAACUUGUAUAAAAUUUAAAUUGUAUCAUAGAACUUUUGUUGAUUGUAAUUUAUUAGAGCUUAAUUCUCACUUUGCUCAAAGUUGUUCUGUACAGAAUCUACUGUGGCAAAAGUCACAUUUAAAUGAUAAGUGCCUGAUUUUGUUAGAUUCAGAUAUGUCUUCAUUUGUUCUUUUAAAAUUUACUUUGGGGAGUAUUACUAGAAAUAAUUUAUCUGCUUCUGAAUUAAUUAGUCAAUAUUUAAAAUCUGAUUCUAUAGAUGAAGCCAUUUUACUGUUGAAGAGUUUGAAUUGGUGUCAUGAUAGUGAACUUCAUUUUCAAUGUUUGUCAAAAAUAGCUAAUUUUUUGCUUAGAAAACCUUUGAAUCUGCAAUCUCAAGCUGGUUUGGAAUUAGCUUUAGGAACGUUUUACUCGAAUAUAGAUGAUUUACCUAAACGGAUUCUCAAACUGUACCAUCAUAAAAUUAAUCACAUUGCCAGACGUUUUUUCCAUCAUCUUUUACGUUAUCAUCAAUUCAGAAAAGCUUAUUUAUUAGCUGUUGACUUGGAAUCUCAAGAUUUAUUUUUAGAUUUAUUCCAUGUGGCUAUGCAAAAGGGUGAAAAUGCUUUAGCUUGUGUUGCAAUUCAUAAUGUUAAUAAACUGAAUGGAUUGCAAAAUAGUGCUUCCAAUUCAUCAAUAGCUUCUGGUAGCUCAACAGGAACCUCGGCAGCAUCAGAUAACGAUAAUUGGGAAGGAUCAAUUGCACAGCAGCAUGAAAAGACUGCAUUUGAAAGUUUGUCAGACCAGCAAUAUUGGUCUGAGUAUCCAAAUGUGAAAAACAGUUGGUUAAAAUCUUCAGAAAUAGACAUACAUCAUCAGUCAACUCCUUUUGAAAGGCAACAUUUGCAUAAUGUUCAGCUUCUGAAUUCUGAUAGUUAUGAACAAAAUUCAGAGCAUAGCUUAUCUGCUGGUGUAGAAUAUUGCAAAUCCGGCUCAUCUUUUUGUGAUAAAAAGCAGGUGCCUUCUUUUAGUCCCAGACCUCUACCUCCUCUUCCCUUCCAUUAUUCUAAAUCUUCAGAAUCAUAUGCAUAUUCUAAUAAUUCAGUUACCUCUGUUUCUUCCUCCAUGAAAUCUAAAAAUAUUUCUGGGCAUAGUAACAACAAUCAACUAUUUGCAGUUAAAUCUACAGAGAGUUCUUGGAAAUUACCUUCCUCAUCUCAUCAUGAUAUAUCUUAUAAUACUGAAAAUGGCGACUCAAAUUCUUCUCAGGGUUAUAAUUUGCAUUUCAUAUCUAAUCCAAGUAAUAGACCUUUACCUACCCUACCAUCUUAUAGUUCUCAGGCCUCAGAAUCAUAUGUUUAUGCUCAGAAAUCUGUUCCUUCUGUAAACAGUGGAUACAAAUUUGGUGACAGUGAACAGUUAUUGGCAGCUAGAUCUAAAGGCACUGACCGGCAUGUUAUUUCUGUAAAUAAAACAGAAUGUGAAGAGAUUGAAGAUUCAAGAAUAAAGCUUAAACAUUUGGGUAUAAUUUAAAAGUAUGUGCAUUUCUUUUCAAGAGAAUGUUUUAAAUAUCCUGUAUAUUUUACAAAUAUUCAUUAUAAAUUAUUUUGAGGAAGUACUCCAUGAUCUUAUGUCUGAAUUUAUAAUGUUUGUUUUAAAUGCAUGAAAAUCAUUUUCAUUGUUAUUAAAUAAACAAAUGCAUUCAUUUUUAAAGCUACAUUCAAAAGUUAACAACCAAAAACUAACAGUUACAAUCAUUUUGUUUGUUGGAAAUGACAUAUGAAUUCUUGCAACUACUGAUAUAUUCAAUCAUUUGCUGAUUAUGUUUAAGAUAUAUUCAUUGAAUUUAAAAUGUCAAAGAGCUUAUUGUCUGAAACUUAUUUCAAAAUAUUUUUUUCUUUCAUCAUUUUUUUUUUCUAUGUACAGAUAUGUAUUUAUUUAAAUAAUUUUUAAACAUCAUCUGGUAAACUUUAGUUUUUUAGGUCUUUCAGAAUAUGUAUAUAUGUUUCUGUUUUAUGAUCAUGAAAUAUUGAACAAGAAUCUCAAGGCAUUUUUUGAAUUAAAAAAAAUGUGCUUCGUGUAUUUGAUGCAUUUCAUACAGUUUCAUUGUUCCCAUCUGUUCUUUAAAUUAUUUUAUUUGUGUUUACUUAUAUUAAGAGUGGAGUUCAAGAGGAUUCAUGUCAAAAUGAUUACUUUCCUGGUGUCGGUAAGAUUGGCUACUUUUGAGAAUUAUUUGCUUCUUUAAAAGUAGUUUAUUUAGUUGAAAGGAGUUUAACUGUGUUGAUCAUUGAAAUGUUUUGAUGAAAAUCUUGAGCUGUAAAGCUUUUGAUGAAAAAGAUUCAAAUGAUUUUUCACAAAGUCUUGAACUUAACCACAUGAAUGUAUUAGUCAAAAUAACCAAAGAAUUUACAAUACUUCUUUUGAAAAGCCAGAGUAGUUUUUCUCCAUUUUAAUCUACUGGAAAAAAACAAGUAAAUAUUUUCUAUUUUUAUGAAAUGCUACACCAAAUA